Messenger RNA from Misgurnus anguillicaudatus (oriental weatherfish), 1317 nucleotides. Its product is annotated as phospholipase A and acyltransferase 2. Gene Ontology annotation, molecular function: A2-type glycerophospholipase activity; glycerophospholipid phospholipase A1 activity. The record is from RefSeq and is a predicted model, not a curated record. Gene Ontology annotation, cellular component: cytoplasm. NCBI's taxonomy places the organism in Eukaryota, Metazoa, Chordata, Actinopteri, Cypriniformes, Cobitidae. Gene Ontology annotation, biological process: N-acylphosphatidylethanolamine metabolic process.
UCAAACACGUUUAACAUCUUUACAAACUAGUCAGAAUGCCGGUUGGUCAGCCUGUUCUUAUACAGUAUGUGACACGCCUAGCAGGCUUGGCCAAAAAUCUUAUGCAUAGUUUUCACUUUAAACGUUUAACCACAACAAACAUGGAGUACCAGGAACAGGUUGAGCACAUUGUAUCCACAGCGCAAUUCGGAGAUUUGAUUGAGUUUGCUUAUCCCAUUGGCUACGCACACUGGGGCGUGUACGACGGUGAUGGAUAUAUUGUUCACUUCGCAGUUGCGGAUGAAACGAAGCUGCAAAGUACAUUUCGAGGCUACCUUCAGGCUAUUUUUCCUGUUUGUGGUGAUCUUUUGCUCGGAGAAACUAAAAUACGUCGUCAGGCCCUGGCUGAAGUUAAUACACCUAAAGGAGCUAAAGUGUCAGUCUGCAACAACCGUCACGCUUUCGAGCCCUCACCCGAGGCAGACAUGAAACGGCGACGAGAUGGUUUACUGGACAAGGAAUUUACCUACAAGCUUCUCACACUAAAUUGUGAGCACUUUGCCACAUUCAUCCGGUUUGGAAAAGCUGUGUGCAAUCAGCUUCCAGGGAAGGUCAAAAACAAGGAAUGUGUGGACGCUACAGAACUUUUUGACAGCCUUGUGCCAUCAUUUUAAUCUACAGCAUGCUACGAUCUACAUACAUCUCAUCUCAAGAAUAUUGUAUUAUUUUACUGAGAAUGGGCGAGAAUGAUUGUAAUUAAAUGGGCAGGUUUUUUAUGCUAGAUUUUUUGAUGUCAGUUCUUCACUUUCUUUGGCAUGUCUGCAAAAUGUACAUAUAAUAUUGCUGUAAAGGGGUUAAAUAUGUAUUAAAUAUGAUGUUUUAAUAUGAACAUAAUUUUACAAUAAUUUACUGUAAACACAAAAAAUAAGAAAAUAUUAUUAUGGUUUGCGUGUGAUCAAUUGAAUUACCACAAUUUAACAACUUUUAACAAAUGUAAUGAGACCAUGCAAAGUAAAAAAAAUGUGACUAACAACAUAACUAACUCAUCAGAAAAAGAUUUAAAAUAUUGAGGUAAAUUAACUUUUAACUUAAGGGAAUUUGAUUAUACAUUUUACAGUGAUUUUACAAUUUUGGUAAAUUUGUGAUUUCAAUAUUUUUUUACAAAUGAAUCAAAACCAUGGUUACUAUUGUUAAACAGUGGUUAAUUUUGGUUAAAAAAUGGUAUUUGUUUUGAAGAUGCUGUGGUUACCAUGGUAACAUACAUAAGGGAAAAGGACAAUCCAGUGUUUUGUUAUCAAUCAUUUUUCGAAAUAAACAUUUCUGUCCUUUGCAAACAUA